AAGUUGCAUCGAACGGAGAGUGGCGACGGUGGCGACAGCAACGACCGCCAUUUUGUUGGCUCGUUGUGGUGAGCGGAUGGUGAAUAAGAGGCGAGAAAUCGGCGAAAUACAUUUUCUGCAUAGCUGCGUUGUUGUUGCGUACCACGCGUUUGUGCUUCUUCUUCUUCUCCAUUUUCGUGUUUCUUUCUUUUCUCUCGUUUCCUCUAUUGAGUUCCCGUGCAGCAAGCAGCGUUGAUGAUUGGGAUUCCGCGGGACGAUCGACACAAAAUCACGGUCAAGAUCCGCAACAACAUGAAGAGGAGCUCGAGUCGCGACACUCCACCUCCUCGUGUCAAGCGGAGCCGCUCCUCGAUGGGACGAUACGAUGAUUCCAGUGAUGAACGCAUCACCCCGGAAAGGAUUCGGCGACGAAGUCGAGGCGCAAGGAGUCCCAGUCCACCCACACGAGCGUCCUCGCACGCUCGCUAUGUGGAAUCCGCCUCACAUCGCGAUGAGUAUCUACGUGCGCCGCGUGAUCUACCGCGGGAGCGGCCCUAUAGCUACAAGGUUCUCUGCGUCAGUUCCAUCCAUCCAAAAGCCAGUGACGAGGUGAUCAAGGACACUUUAUACAGAGAGUAUAAGAAGUUUGGCGAGUUUUCCAUACAGAUUUCGCAUGAGCCGGACGAGCGUGUCGCUUAUGUGUGCUUCCGCAGCUCGGAGGAUGCUCGUGAUGCAAAGCACGCAAAACCUCGAAUUAUCAUGUACGACAAGAUGGCUAUGGUGGAACCGAUGUACGAUAGACCAGAGACUUAUCGUCGUCCUCGGUCUAUAACUCCGCCGGACUAUGCUGAGAGGUACUAUGCCCGAUCGCCAGGGCCGACGGAUCGACACAGACCACUGGAAAGAUACGAUCGUGUUUAUGGGCCACCGGUCGGUAUGCCACCGCAUCGCGAGAUGCGUCGCGAGACCAUUCCACCACCGCAUCACGAAUUCGUGAGACCGCCGAUACAUCCUCACGGACCGCCACAUGUGCAUCCAGGACCUCCUCAUCACUAUGGACCGCCGCGGCAUAUGAUGAUACGCCAUCCAGCGCAUGGAUUCGAACGCGUCGAGAACAAAAAAGACAAGUUUCCCAAUUAUCUGCAUCAUGUAUCGCCUGAGGAUGAUCCGCUUGCGACCAGAACGCUGUUUGCUGGGAAUCUCGAGAUCAACAUUACGGAGGAAGAACUACGCCGUAUCUUCAGCAAGUACGGCAUCGUUGAUGAUAUUGAUAUAAAGCGUCCGCCUCCCGGCACCGGCAAUGCGUACGCAUUUGUGCGUUUUCAGACUCUGGACAUGGCGCAUCGAUGCAAGGUCGAAUUGUCCGGUCAAUAUAUCGGCAAGUUUCAGUGUAAGAUUGGCUAUGGUAAAGCAACUCCUACUACUCGCAUUUGGGUGGGUGGCUUGGGACCAUGGACGUCCGUACCGCAGCUAGAGCGAGAGUUCGAUCGAUUCGGUGCAAUAAAGAAGAUCGACUAUAUCAAAGGAGACAGUAAUGCUUAUAUACUUUACGAUUCGAUAGAUGCCGCACAGGCUGCUGUCAAAGAGAUGCGUGGCUUUCCGUUAGGUGGGCCGGAUCGAAGAUUGAGAGUAGAUUUCGCUGAUGUUACGUCGGGCUUUGGUUUUAAGCCUAGACCUUAUACUGAAGAGAGCAGUGACUUUCGACCACGCCCAGUCGACUACGAGUCACCGUACGAUCCUUACGGACCUGAAGGCGAGUUUAGUUAUGGACCAAGAGGCUUCCGUGGCAGAGGUUCUGCACCAUGGCACGAUAGGAGAGGGAGCGCACGAGGUGGUUACAGAGGUAGCUAUCCAGAGGGGUACAUGCGCGAUGAAGCAGACUGGCCCAGCAGAAGACCGCCGCCAGAAUUGGAAUAUGAGACACCACGAGGACUGCGAAGAUCACUCUCACGCGAACCGGGUGUUGAUCGAUCGAGGUCGCGUUCACCACGCAGACGGCAGAUGGACUCGGACUCAGAUUCGGAGAACACUCGCACCGGCAUGCUGUCGACGUCUCGCACGUUGCCGGAUGUUGCGCGCAAGUCUCUCGCGGUGUGGCAAGGCGCGUUGAUACUGAAAAAUUCAUUGUUUCCAGCCAAAUUCCACUUGACUGACGGUGAAACGGAGAUAAUCGAUUCACUUAUGAAGGAUGAGGAGGGCAAACACAUGUUGCGAAUAACGCAACGAUUACGUCUUGAUCAGCCCAAGCUGGAUGAUGUAUCCAAACGUAUUCAGACGUCGAGCUCACAUGCCAUUUUUCUCGGCUUGGCUGGUUCGAGCACCGCGAUCACAAACGAUGAUGCCAACGUACAGACACGUCCCCUGCGCAACCUUGUUUCUUAUUUGAAGCAGAAGGAAGCGGCUGGUGUGAUUUCUUUAUUAAACAAGGAUACGGAGGGUACCGGUGUGCUGUAUGCUUUUCCGCCUUGCGCGUUCUCAACGGAACUUCUCAAACGCACGUGUCCUAGUUUAAGCGAGGAGAGUUUGAAAGAGGAUCACUUGGUAAUUGUAGUGGUAAAGGGAGGUAGCGCCUAAUUUUUAGCAUCUCAGCUCGUGUCUAUGUUUUCUAUGUCCUAAGUGCGACACGGUUCUUCGAGUAUACCCGUAAAAUGCGUGACUGCUAAAAAGUGUACAGAAUUUUGUGCGAUGGAGAACUUGUGUUUUUUGAUCGAUGUAAGUAUUUCAGCUUUUUGACUGGCUUCCAGAUACGUCGAAUUUAAUUUUCUACGAUCGUAGGCUAGAUCGUGUGUAAUAAUAUUUGAUUAUUUUUUUUUUUUAUUACAUGUGUACAUUGUAUCUACACACAGGGAUGUUGGGAAGUCUACUGUAUUUCAAGCAUGUGAUAAAAAUUUGUGACGUUUGGCUCCGCGAUCUGAAGUUUCUUCGUGUACUUUUGUAGUUGUGAGUUUUUACGCGCAUUAUCACAUGGACUCGAUUUUUGUAUAAUUAAGCUUAACGAUAGAUGUGAUUUAAAAAUAUAAAAGAGAGAUAGAUAGAUAUACAUAUGUAUGAUAUUUUAUACGCAUACAAUAAUUUUGAUUAUUUACGAUAUACUUUUCCAGAAUGAUGACUGCUCUAUAAAUGCACAUCAUUGGCAUUUGGCAUUGUUGCUAAUGCUAAGAGAUUAGAGUACUUAUUUUCUAUCAAAAAACACAACUUUGGUACAGACUGCCCAUUGUUCUAAAUAAACGUUUAUCAAGUAGUGGUGAAUAUCAGUGAUAAAGUUUCUAUCAGCGAGAUCUUUAUUAACCAUAUUGAAUUUUAAUUAUAAAUAUUAUCAUCUUUAUUAUCACAAGUGUUGCUAUGUCUACUCUGAAAUAUAGUAUAAGAUCUUAUUUGUAUUAUAUACAUAUAGACAUACAUACAUACACAUACAUGCAUACAUAUAUUAUACUUCUAUAAUUGUACGUAUAUAUGAUAGCGCUAUUGUGCACAGUUCUUUCACAUUUGCAGACAUGUUAUAUAAUUGACAUGAUAUAUUAUUAUAAUUAAGAUAAUUAAAAAUUUUUGGUAAAUACAAUAUGAAUACUGAAACACGUGUGCGCACAUAAAAAUAAUUAGAUACGCAAUGAGUCCUAAAAUAAUGAAGAUAAAAAAAAUUUUUUUAAUUGUAGUUUUUAAUCAUAUUAUCAUACAUCUUAGAUAAUAUGUUAAAUCUAUAAUAUAUCAGUCUUAGAUUUGCAUUGACGAAGUUAUAUGCUAAAAUUAAUGUUCUUAAAUUAUACUUUGCAAGAAAAAAAAUUACAAAUUAAUAUUAAUGUAUAUUAUACAUUAAUAUAUAACUAUAAUAUGAAAACACACAGAUGUGUCACAAAGAAUACCAUAGAUUUCAUAAAAAAUUAAUUACAGUAAAAAAUGUGAAAGGUCUGGUUUAAGGAAUAUAUCUAAUAUCGAAAAUUUGUAUGACUAACGGUUUCACUUAUUUCUAUAGAUUUCUCUUGUGUGGCAUAACAUUUAAGUGAUGUGCAGUAAAUAAUCCGUGAGAUAGUUUUCAAGGUUUCUAAAGUUUUGGACUGUGCCGAGGAGUGCCAACAGUGAGGGAAAGAUUGGACCAAAUUUAUAAAAGCAAGAGACAGAAAUUUGUUUACUGUAAAACAAAAUCGACCAAAUCUGUGUUUCAAUCAUUUCAACAGCAGUUCUGCUCCUUCUAAGUGAGGACUGAUUUUUUUAAAGGACAGUGUUUGGUGGCAUUCAAAUUCAGCUUUGAACAUGUGUACAGUGAAAUGUAAAGAAAAAGUAAAGUGAUUGUGUUCCACAUUCCAGUAUGGCGAGCAUUUUUCGCACACAUGUCUGGAAUGUACAUAUAUUUAUAUAUUCAUUCCAGAAAUGGAAGGAGAAAGGGACUCUGCUGUACUUGAAUGUGAUUGAAGGUGCAGUGGUUAAGUAUACUUAGUGUUUGAACGGAAAAAUAGAUGCAGUUUAUG
Molecule: messenger RNA, 4442 nt
Organism: Linepithema humile (Argentine ant)
Lineage: Eukaryota; Metazoa; Arthropoda; Insecta; Hymenoptera; Formicidae
Gene: nito
Product: RNA-binding protein spenito
Biological process (GO): regulation of alternative mRNA splicing, via spliceosome
Cellular component (GO): nucleus
Molecular function (GO): mRNA binding
Source: RefSeq, a predicted model, not a curated record